Molecule: messenger RNA, 2733 nt
Organism: Agrilus planipennis (emerald ash borer)
Lineage: Eukaryota; Metazoa; Arthropoda; Insecta; Coleoptera; Buprestidae
Product: phosphoenolpyruvate carboxykinase [GTP]
Exons: 10
Coding region: 132-2045 (637 amino acids)
Biological process (GO): propionate catabolic process; cellular response to glucose stimulus; gluconeogenesis
Cellular component (GO): cytosol
Molecular function (GO): manganese ion binding; GTP binding; phosphoenolpyruvate carboxykinase (GTP) activity
Source: RefSeq, a predicted model, not a curated record
UGGAUACGAGCUUUAUGUAGUGCUUCUUUAGCGUCCCUUAUUAAUGUUGUGGAAUAUAGUGGCUUCUACAGUAAUUAUUGUUAUUAAACGUAUCUUCUCCGUAUUUUAACUGUUUAAUAAAGACGACUAAAAUGUCAGGAGUACCAGUAACAAUUAGAAAUUGCAUCAAUCAACUCUUCAAAAGGCCACAAGAUUUUUCUCAAAUCAGAAACCUAACAGUUCUUAGCAAAUCACAAGAAAUGCCACCAAACGUGCGUGAAUUUGUUGAAGAAUAUGUCGCACUAUGCAAGCCAAAAGAGGUUUACAUUUGUGAUGGAAGUGAAACUGAAAAUAGUAUUCUUCUUAAUAAACUUCAGAAACAAGGAACAAUAAUCCCAUUGCCCAAAUAUGAAAACUGCUGGUUAGCCAGAACUAAUCCAGCAGAUACUGCUCGAGUUGAAUCAAAAACAUUUAUAUGUACUAACAAAAAGUCAGAUGCUAUUCCCACUCCCAAGGAAGGAAUAAAGGGCACUUUAGGAAACUGGAUGUCCCCAGAACAGAUGGACAAAAUAGUUAGGGAACGAUUUGAUGGAGUCAUGAAAGGAAGAACUUUAUAUGUUAUUCCAUUUUCCAUGGGGCCUAUUGGUUCCCCUUUAUCUAAAGUGGGUGUAGAAUUAACGGAUUCUCCAUAUGUUGUUGCUUCGAUGAGAAUUAUGACAAGAAUUGGCAAACCUGUGCUAAAUUUGCUCUCAGAUAACAGAAACUUCGUAAAAUGUCUUCAUUCUGUAGGAAAACUAGCAAACAAAAUCGAUGAUGUUCCAAGUUGGCCUUGCGAUCCCGAAAGAACUAUAAUUUUGCACAAGCCAGCCACCAAUGAAAUAGUUUCCUAUGGUAGUGGAUAUGGAGGAAAUUCCCUGUUAGGAAAAAAAUGUUUUGCAUUGAGAAUUGGGUCCGCAAUAGCUCGAUCCGAAGGAUGGCUUGCAGAACACAUGCUAAUAUUGGGUAUAACAGAUCCUAAAGGAAAAAAGAGAUACAUAGCAGCUGCUUUUCCCUCAGCAUGUGGAAAAACUAAUUUGGCCAUGAUGACACCGACUCUUCCGGGAUACAAAGUGGAAUGUGUUGGAGAUGAUAUUGCUUGGAUGAGAUUUGAUACGGAUGGUCAGCUGUGGGCUAUUAAUCCAGAAAAUGGAUUCUUUGGAGUAGCUCCAGGAACUUCAACAGCGAGUAACCCAAUUGCAAUGAAAACGAUCUUCGAGAAUACUAUAUUUACUAAUGUUGCGUAUACAAGUGAUGGCGGAGUUUUCUGGGAAGGAUUAGAAAAAGAAACCGACCCUUCAAUUCAAAUUACAGAUUGGGUAGGAAAACCAUGGAAAAUAGGAAAUGUAAAACCAGCAGCUCAUCCAAAUUCAAGAUUUUGUACCCCUGCAAAACAAUGUCCCAUAAUAGAUCCCCAGUGGGAAUCUCCCAAAGGAGUACCAAUUUCCGCAAUACUUUUUGGAGGUCGAAGACCUCAAGGUGUACCACUAGUAUAUGAAGCAAAAAAUUGGCAGCAUGGAGUUUUCAUAGGAGCCGCAAUGAGGAGUGAAGCAACUGCUGCAGCGGAAUACAAGGGAAAAGUUAUCAUGCAUGAUCCAUUUGCGAUGCGACCAUUCUUUGGAUAUAACUUUGGAAAGUAUUUAGAUCAUUGGUUAAGUUUGGAAAACUCAAAUAGAUCAAUGCCUAAAAUAUUCCAUGUGAAUUGGUUUAGAAAAGACCAGAAUGGAAAUUUCUUGUGGCCUGGAUUUGGUGAAAACUCCAGAGUACUUGACUGGAUUUUGAGAAGGAUAGACAACGAAGACUGCGCUCAAGAAACACCGAUUGGAUUAAUACCUAAAAAAGAUUCCCUAAAUUUAGAUGGCUUGAAAAGUAAAGUCAAUACAAAAGAACUGUUCUAUUUACCGAAAGACUUUUGGGCAAAUGAAGUAAACGAAAUUGAAAAGUACUUUGAUGAACAAGUUAAUGAAGAUCUGCCUGAAAAAGUUAAAAGAGAGUUAGAAGCUCUGAGGAAGCGAAUCAGUGAAAUGUGAAACUGUUAAGUGUGAUAUUUUUCUUCAUGAACAGUGAUAAAUAUAUAAUCCCUAUAUGCAUAUUCUCCUUUGACAAAAAUGAACUCAUCAAAUCAUAAUGUUCGCCUUUACGACUUAUUUUGAAGAUUUACAUAGACUAGAUUAUAUUUAUUUUACCAUUCAAACUUUUUCACGCAAAUAUACCUAUUCUUAUGGUCCGCGUGAACCGAGUGUCAUGUCGUCCCGCAUUCUUCUUUAAAUGAAUAUCCUGAUCUUUCAUUUGAAGCAUAUAUGGUACAUGUAUUUCCGAAUUAAGCAAACAGGUAUAAAACAAUAAACUUCGUUGAAAUACUAAGAUAAUUAAUUUUUAUCGUCAUUAUAUCAGUAUGUUUACACAAUUCCUCCCAGAUCAAUAUCACAAGGUCGUCAAUCCAAAAAUUGUUAAACACAUACCUCAACUCCUUCCUAUCCUGAGUUAAUACUUGCAUUUGCCAUGUACAAGUAGAACAUCCCCGUACCUGUUUUUCUAAACAACACGUAAUCUAGCCUAGGCCUUUCUCUGACCCUCUUUACUCUUGUUUCUGGUUCAACAGUCUCUAACUAGUCCUCUAAGUAGUCAUGUAUCAGAAGGUGUCCUACGAGAUAAUGUCCGUAUAAAGCCUUAGAUACACAACUGAGUAGAAUAUCUUUAAAUAUUGUUAAUUUUGUU